This is a messenger RNA of Sphaeramia orbicularis (orbiculate cardinalfish), 970 nucleotides long. RefSeq names its product retinol binding protein 1a, cellular (gene rbp5). The transcript has 4 exons. Gene Ontology annotation, molecular function: lipid binding. Lineage: Eukaryota; Metazoa; Chordata; Actinopteri; Kurtiformes; Apogonidae. The coding region runs from base 284 to 697 and encodes 137 amino acids. The record is from RefSeq and is a predicted model, not a curated record.
AAACGCUGAUCUCUCUCUAAGCCACAGCUGAUCGGAAAGUAUUUCGCAAACCCACAGAUCAUACAGCUGAGAGGACUUCUCCCCUUCCCCCGUGGAUCGAACAGACCCCGGGCUGCAAACCUUUGGAUCCGGUGGUGUCAGUCCACGUCCACGCGCAGCAAACUAGUUGCGUAAGUGAAACUGAUAUCAAACAAAGGCGGCAGACAGACACAGAGCUGUGGGAUCUGGAAAAACAACGAAAAAGAAAGAGGAAACGAAGAGAAAAAGUGCAACAAAAGGAACCAUGUCUAAACCUAAUUACACGGGCGUGUAUCAUAUGGUGGAGCAGCAGAACAUGGACGAAUACCUCGGAGCUUUAGAUAUUAACUUUGCUUUGAGGAAGAUUGUGUGUUUACUAAAGCCCACCAAAGACAUCACCCAUGACCCAGCAACAGGGGCCAUGAAGAUCCGCACCAUCACCACCUUUAAAAACUUCAACAUGGACUUCAAUAUCGGAGAAGAGUUCACCGAAGACCUGGGGCCGGUGGACGGUCGUACCUGUCAGACCACAGUGAGCUGGGAAGGCGACAAGCUGGUUUGUGUACAGCGAGGCGAGAAAGAGGGACGAGGCUGGACACACUGGCUGGAGGGAGACAAACUGCAUCUGGAGAUGAGAGUUCAAGGUGUGGUUGCCAAGCAAGUCUUCAAGAAAGAAUAAUCUCAAUUUAUUCUAAUUAGAAAAUAAGCAACGAACUGGAACAACAAUUGAGAAAAUGUUUAUAGUUUUUUUUUUUCUUAAAUAUUAAUCAACUAUAACCUGAAACAGUGUAAGAUCGAAUAUCUAUCAUGUACAUGUUCUUGUGGCGGUAUUGACAGUGAUGAACUGUGAGAAGUGAGCAGCAGAGCAGACUUGUGUAAACAUUCCCAACAUGCUUCCUUAUAUUGCACUAUCUGUCCUCACAAUGUCAUAAACAAAUCUGACAUCUGUCUC